AAAGUGCAAGUGUGUCCGGUCGUCCCCCUCUCUUUCGAGAGAGUUUUUGGCUCGCUUUUGGGUGUCUCCAUAGAGCUGGCGGAGUCGUAGGAGCCUGACUAGAGAGAGAAGCUGCUCUGUAUAGCAGGUCCGUAUCAGGUGACAACGAUAGAGAUCCACAGAACAGCACGGCACACAGAUGGCAGCACACUGUUCAGGCCCCGAAGUUUGAACAGCAUUUCUGGGGUCCAGGAAAUAAGGGUACGACGUGCUGUAUCACAACUUCAAGGCUGGAGUCAGUGCCAGUAGAGAGCUGAAUGAAUUUCUCAAGGAGAGGGUAACUGUUGAAGAUGGUUAUGUCAGGGGUCUGGCAAAACUCUCCAAGAAUGUUGCAGCUGUUCCUAGCACCUCCUUGGGGUCCCUAACUCCUCUGUGGCAAGCAGUGCAUGCAAUGUGUGAGAAUCUAACUGCAGCUCAUCUCCAGUUCAUUCAGCUCCUCCAUGACCUCUCCAGAGAAGUGUCAGAGUAUCACAUAGUCCAGAAAGACAAGAUGAAAGCUAACUUGAAAGGAGAAAUAGACGAUGCCGGAGACAGUCUGAGACUGCUAGAAACGCAGGACGCUGCUCUUCAAAGAGCUAAAAAGUUGUACACUCAGAGCGUGGAACAGUACGUGAAACAGCAAAAGAAGAUGGAAAAGGCAAAGGGGGACGCAAACCUAAAAAACAAGGCUCAGGUGGAGGGGAGACUGAAACAGGCCGAGAACUGGAUGGAAACCAUGAAGGUGGACUACAAGAUGGCUGUAGAGGCACACACCCGUCAGUUCAUGGGUUUCCAGGCCAACAUGCUGGAGGCCUCUCAGAAGUUUGGGUCACUGGAGGAGGAGCAUCUGGCUCAGAUGAUCACCUUUGUCAUGAAGAUGAGUGAGGCUCAGGAGAAUGUACACAUACUGAUAGGCAAGGCACACCAGAGACUCCACGCACAAAUGGAGUCCAACUCCGUCGAGAAGAUGCUCUGUGGCUUUGUGGAGACCAGAGGAACAGGCAGAGAUAAACCAACUCCGGAGAAGUUCAGGCCAGUGACUGAGAGAGCUCUGGCAUCGUUGGUUGGUUCCUCGCUUGAUGAGCAGAGGCACAGGACUCCUUCCAUUGACUCCCAGCAGCAGAGAGCUGUGAAGCCGGAGAAGUCCAUUCGCCAGAGGAUACGGUUCAAGAGAAAAGUGAAACCAGAAGUGGAAUCUUCAUCUGGGGACCAGAACACCUCCAAUCACACCAUCAGUGAUCCUCAGGAGGCAAUUCCAGUGGGGGAGGUGGACGAGGAGGGGUACAGUAUCCGGCCACAGGAUGCGGCUGCCAUUCGUGGUUUCCCUGACGACAAUCCACAGCAGGACAGCGACGACAGUGACUUUGAAGACGAUUUCCAGAGUAGGGUUCGGCAGGUUCAGAUAAAGGACCCCCCGCAGGACCUCCCGAAGGCCACAGUGGACGACAUCAGAGCCUCGGUCCAGACUCUGAGGCUGGGAGGAGGAGGAGGAGGGUGGUGGGAGCAACAGUCCCAGUAAUAGGAUCAGGAAGGCCACCAGCUCGCAGAGCCUUAACAAUGUACUGCACACUCCUCCUCUGGAGAGGAAAUCUCAAGACACCGGUGCCAACAGCUCCCUAGAUCCAGUGAUGUCAUCGCUAUUAGACAGUGACAUCUCCCUGUCUCCCGGAGCAGGCAUGGGAACAGUCCUCCAGCCCCUCCCUCCAGCUGGCUUUUCCUCUGACCCCAUGGAGCCUCUGCGACCGUUGGCGUGGAUACAAGAACCAACCCCUCCCCUCCUCCCCUUCCCCCUCUCUCCCCCCACCUCCUCACUCAAUGACCCGGAGAAACCAGUCCCAAAGCCUCGUCGCGUCGCCCUCAACAAAGACGAGCAAUUGGGCGUGGCUAGCUCGUCCGAGUCUCCGCCCACUAAGAACUCGGCGAGCGAGCUGGCAGGGGAGGGAGACGUUCACAUCGAGGUCCCCGCCAGUGGGUGGGGAAGCUCCUCAGACGACGAGUCAAUCAUUCCCACCAGAAUCCCGACUGUCUCAGUUAGAGAUUCGCCAUCUGCUAGAUCGGACUCUAGUGGCACCUCUUUUUCUUCAGACGCCCAAUUAGGACCCCCAUCAGUGGGGGGCGGGACAAUUUUCAGCCCCCCUCUCCCACUGAACCCUCGGAAGAACACUCGUCAACGAGGUACAACCCCCGAGGCAAACACAGCCUUAUCCCCACUAGUCCAAAGCCACACCCAUUUCGGUGCUGCUGCAACCACACCCACUUCUCCGGGACACUCACUCGUAAGCUCCACCCCUUCGACCACACCCACCAACACAACAACAGGGGCGAAAAAUCCACCGACAGGUGUACCGCUAGCCAUAGCAUUCCAGGAGACUUGUAAUGCGAUAUUCAAGAGUACGAACCCCAGCGACUGUCUUGUGAAGGUGACUGGGGAGAUGGUGGUUUCUUUCCCGGCGUCCGUAGUAGGGCAAGUGGAGAAACAGUCCCCACUCUCGUUCAGACUGAGAGACGCUGACAAGUUGAAGCAAGUCCUGCACAACCAGAUACUGCUGACCAGGGAAGGAGAUUCCUUCAGCUACAGUUUCAACACAAAGGCUCUUAGCUCCCACCUGACCACCAUGGCCGGGAAGAAAACCGCUCCAUUCUACAACAUGCAGCUCGUAAAAUACGAGGUUGAUAUUACGGAUGGCAGUCUGCUCCCUGUGAGACUAGCUGCCUACUGGAAAUGCACCGAACUCGUCACAAACUUUCGAUUCGACUACUCGUACAUCGGGUCCAACCUCCCUCCCUCGUCGAGGCCCUGCCCAUCUCUGACGCAGAUGACGGUGUGUGUCCCGGUCAAUGGAGGAGUGAGGAACACUCUCUCGAGGCCCAGCGGGAACUGGGUGGCCGACAAACAGCAGAUCACUUGGAAGAUCGGAGAGGUCCCUUCUGGAUCUAGCGACAGUGUGACCUCCAUCCAUGCCAAGUUUGAUGUGACCAGCGGACCCUCUCUGCCUCAGCCGGCGGAGGCUAGGUUUGUGUGUGACGGGUGCACGCUGUCCGGAGUGGACCUGGACGUGACCGGCUCAGACUAUAGGGUAUCACUCCUCAAGAGGAAAUUCACUUCAGGGAAGUAUGCAGCAGAGAUGAGAUACUGAUUAGACACGCCAUCACUCAACACACAGACCGCUGCAGCAUAUGAUAUAGCAUCUACUCUACACCCAUAGUGGCUCAUCUGCUAAAGAAGCUUUCUUUCAUGUCCAUUUUGAUUGGUGUAAUACUUAUACUCUAGUAAUUUGAUCACUAAAUACGAUAAUAAUACUACAGUGGUCCUGUCGGAUCGGCUAUAUUAUAGUAUUUAUGAUUGGUGGAGUACCAUAGUUUACUCAAUAAUUAUGAUUGAUAACAUACAAGAAUGGAGCUAUACAUGCGUACAUACAACACAACAUCUGUACACACAGUAUAUGUGGUAUAUACUGGCUGACUGAUUGACUGGAUGUGAUGCUGUGAACAGACUACUAUACUGAGAGUGCCUGUUGUGGUGACUGCAUGGGGCAAGGCUCAGUUUAGUUGGUUGAGACUUGGGUCUGGUGUGACGGUGGAGGGGAGCAGGAGGGGGUGGUGUGGAUGGUGACAUGAGGGAACUGUGGGGAGUGGGGAGGGGAGAUGUGAGGAAGGAACACCACGGGGGACGAAGGGGAGCUGGAUAUUUGUGGAGGGGGUCCGAGGUCUGUGAAACUUUGUGAAGAGGAGCCACAUGGGGAAGUUGGUGAUGUGGCCGAUGGGGAACGGAGGGAGGAAGAUUGUCCCUGAGCCACUCCGGACGACCCUCUGGGGAGAUUGCUGGCCCGGCCAGGAAAUUGGGCCCCCAGAUGUGAGGUGUUCGCGGCUGGAGCUGGUCGAACUGGAGCGACUGCUGGAGCCACUCCCAGCAACCCCUGAGACCAACGGACUCUCGCU
Geodia barretti is the source of this 3957-nucleotide messenger RNA. The record is from the annotation of a GenBank genome assembly. Lineage: Eukaryota; Metazoa; Porifera; Demospongiae; Tetractinellida; Geodiidae.